AACAUACCAAAUAUACCUAUUUACUUAUAUAGGUCACUCAACGUGAGCCAUGGGAACACAUUAAAGAUGCUGAAAUAAAAAAGAUUGCUGCGUCAUUUUGUGGGGAGAUUUGGCAAGUUCCACCAAUGUUCUCCGCCAUCAAAGUUGGAGGUGAAAAGAUGUAUGAUAAAGCAAGACGAGGAGAAACUGUUGAGCUUGCACCCAGGCGGAUCUCUGUAUUCCAGUUUGACAUAGAACGGAGCUUAAGUGACAGACAAAAUUUGGUAUUUCGGGUUACCUGCUCGAAAGGGACAUAUAUCCGGUCUCUCUGUGCAGAUCUUGGAAAGGCUCUUGGGAGGUACAACAUUUCUGACAGCUGAUAUUUAUCAACUAUGUUAAUUUCUC
Messenger RNA from Papaver somniferum (opium poppy), 384 nucleotides. Its product is annotated as tRNA pseudouridine synthase B-like. Gene Ontology annotation, cellular component: mitochondrion. The record is from RefSeq and is a predicted model, not a curated record. Gene Ontology annotation, biological process: tRNA modification; mRNA pseudouridine synthesis. Bases 126 to 359 code for a protein of 77 amino acids. Gene Ontology annotation, molecular function: pseudouridine synthase activity; RNA binding. The transcript has 3 exons. Lineage: Eukaryota; Viridiplantae; Streptophyta; Magnoliopsida; Ranunculales; Papaveraceae.